This is a messenger RNA of Anarrhichthys ocellatus (wolf-eel), 976 nucleotides long. RefSeq names its product transcription factor BTF3 homolog 4-like. The record is from RefSeq and is a predicted model, not a curated record. Lineage: Eukaryota; Metazoa; Chordata; Actinopteri; Perciformes; Anarhichadidae. The coding region runs from base 87 to 563 and encodes 158 amino acids. The transcript is spliced from 6 exons.
ACUUAAUGCGAGAUUAAGCCGCAACCGCUUCAUAGCUAGUACCGUGCCGUUAACAGUUCAACGGGCUGUCCUUUUAAAAGAACACUAUGAAUCAAGAAAAACUUGCCAAACUUCAGGCACAAGUGCGGAUAGGUGGAAAGGGAACGGCCCGCAGGAAGAAAAAGGUUGUUCACAAAACGGCAACAGCUGACGACAAAAAACUCCAGGGCUCGCUGAAGAAACUGGCAGUGAACAACAUUGCAGGGAUAGAAGAGGUGAAUAUGAUUAAGGACGACGGGACGGUGAUCCACUUCAACAACCCCAAAGUGCAGGCGUCUCUGUCCGCCAACACCUUCGCCAUCACGGGCCACGCCGAGACCAAGCAGCUGACGGAGAUGCUGCCUGGCAUCCUGAGCCAGCUGGGAGCCGACAGCCUCAGCAGCCUGCGCAAGCUGGCCGAGCAGUUCCCCCGGCAAUCAAUGGACAUGAAAGCAGUAAAGGAGGAAAUUGCAGAAGAAGAGGAUGACGACGUACCAGAUCUUGUGGAGAACUUCGAUGAAGCCUCAAAGGAUGAAGCGAACUGAUGAAAGCUUUUUCUCAUCCAUCAACCGUUUUAUUUUUUACCUCUCAUGGACUCACAGAGGGCAUUUCCUCUUGUGGAGAAACGGUUGUUGAAGGUGCGAUGCAUCAUCUCCGGAGACGUGAACCACUGCGGUUUAGCCUGCCACAACAACAACAACAACAACAACAACAACAACAACAUGCAGAUACAGUAGGUUUUGAUUUCAGUAGGCUGUGAUAUUGUGGACGCGCUGAGAAACGAGGAUCCGCACGACUCUCGGCGCCCGAAUGACUCCAACUACUUUAGAAAUAGGAUUUCCACACGAUCCAACGUGGCUAGUAUUUAAGAGAUUGUUUAUUAAAUUACAGUUAAAGUGAUUCACUUUACAUUAUAGCGGUGAUUUAUGAAUUUAAUAAAAGUUUUUUGGGCUAUUGA